Necator americanus (New World hookworm) is the source of this 2169-nucleotide messenger RNA. RefSeq lists its product as uncharacterized. The transcript has 19 exons. Gene Ontology annotation, molecular function: RNA binding; protein binding; RNA helicase activity. Lineage: Eukaryota; Metazoa; Nematoda; Chromadorea; Rhabditida; Ancylostomatidae. Gene Ontology annotation, biological process: rRNA processing. Bases 1 to 2169 code for a protein of 722 amino acids. Gene Ontology annotation, cellular component: nucleolus. The record is from RefSeq and is a predicted model, not a curated record.
AUGACUGCGUUUGAAGAGUUGGGUGUAAUUCCUGAGCUUGGUGAUGCCGUAUCUGAUAUGGGAUGGGAACUCCCAACACCAAUUCAAUGCGACGCCAUCCCAGCCAUUCUUGGAGGAGGUGACGUCCUUAUUGCUGCUGAAACGGGUAGCGGUAAAACUGGAGCGUUCUCGUUGCCUGUUGUACAAAUUGUAUGGGAAAGACGUAAAGAUGUAAUGAAUACUCAGUCUGGAGGGAAAUCAUCUGUCAGUUGGCGGUUAAAUCUAGCAGAUCGAGCCAUGGGGCUCGCUCUUUCGCAAGAUGGAUUGUCUUGUGAAAGUCGUGUACCAAAAGCUUGGUAUGGCGCAAGAUGUAUGGGCGGUGUACAUACUAAAGGGAAAUACUAUUACGAGGCAAAGAUCACUCGUGAUGGGUUGUGUCGCAUUGGCUGGUCAACACUUCGUGCCUCACUGGAUCUAGGAGCUGAGGACGAAAGUUUUGGAUUUGGAGGAACUGGAAUGAAAAGUACUCAGAGAAAAUUCGAGAAAUAUGGAGAGUCUUUCACAACUGGGGACGUCAUGGGAUGCUAUCUAGAUCUGGACAAUGGGAGAAUUUGGUGGUCCAAAAACGGGAAGGAGUUUGAGAUAGCUUUCCGACUAGAUGCGAAGUUCUCCAGUCCACACGCUGCGUUACAUCCAGCAGUUCUGGUUCAGAAUUCUUCGCUGGAGCUGAAUUUCGGAGACACACCGUUUGCGUUUCCGCCAAAAGAUGGAUUCAUCGCUGUGUCAAAAACGCCAUCAUCGUUGACUGAAUGGCGUGGUUUGGAAAUAGAAAACGAUGUAAAAGAAUCAAAUGCUGCACCAGUUUGUAUAGUACUUGAACCGACCAAGGAGUUAAUCGAGCAAACUCAUGAGAAUCUAAUUAAGUUCUCGAAGAAUGUUAGUGAUCCAAAAAUCAAAUGUAUAUCCUUGGCAGCUGGCGCGAAUAUGUCGCAGUUGCUGCAUGAACUUGAUCGAGGUGUUGAUAUUGUCACAGGUGGAGUCGGUCGUGUUUUGGAUAUGAUAGAAACGCAUAAACUAUCAAUGAGUGGUCUCAACUUCAUUGUUAUUGACGAGGCGGAUCAAAUCCUAUCGUCCUUCAAACAACAACUUGAAAGGCUCCUUGCCAAGGUUCCAACGGUAUCAUCAAAUGGCAUGCGUCUCCAAGUAAUUGCUUGUUCAGCAACUUUGCAUAAUAUGCAGAUUACGCAGUUCGCCGACAAGUACAUGAAUUUUCCACAGUGGAUUGAUCUCAAAGGUAUGGACAGCGUGGCAGAAACUGUACAUCAUGUCGUUUGUAUGGUUGAUGCUAUUAGCGACAAGCAAUGGAUCAGAAUUAUGCAUAGUCCGAACCAUUUGCAGCACGAUCUAGUCCAUGAGCGCGAUAAUAUCCGCCUCAACACCACUGACAAGAAUACAGUUUCUUUAGGAACGAAAAUCCUCAAAGGAUGUUAUGUGCUUAAAGCCAUUGAAGCUUUGAAAAUGGAACAGUGCAUCGUAUUUUGUCGUACAAAACAACAAUGUGACGAUAUGGAGGCAUAUCUGCUUAAAAAUAAUUACGGAGCCGUUUGCCUGCAUGGAGACAGAUCACCGAAGGAAAGGUCACAAGCAUUAGCAGAUUUCAAGGCAAAGAAAAAACCGUUCCUGGUUUGUACCGAUGUUGCCGCUCGUGGUAUUGAUAUUGGCGGAGUUCCAUUUUUGAUUAAUGUGACGUUGCCUGAUGAACCUGCUCAAUAUGUACAUCGCAUUGGACGUGUAGGAAGAGCGGAGAGAAUGGGUUUAUCCAUUUCGCUCGUUUCUACACAAGAAGAGAAGGUGUGGUAUCACAAAUGUGGCAAUCCACGAUGUAGAAAUACGAGAGAUUUGUCGGAAGGUGGUUGUACCAUAUGGUACAACGAACCAAAACUUCUAGCCGAUAUAGAAGAGCAUUUGGGGCAAACUAUUGCCAUAGUAGAUCAAGCAUUCCAAAUUCCUGUCGAUGAAUUUGAUGGAAAAAUUGUCUAUGGAGCAAAGCGAGCGAACGUGACCACAUUCGAAGGUCAUGCCCCACAACUUGCUGUUUCCGUUGCUCAGCUAGCUGACCUCGAACGAGCGCUACAGUCGAGCUAUCUGGCGUCAGUUGGAGAUAAAUUUCGUAAAAUCGUUGUGCAAUAA